GGUGCUGAAACAGCUCCCCGUUGCUUGCCUUUGAUUGGCAAAGGCUGACACUGAUUGACAAGGAGCCAUGGCAACCCAGCAGCCAAUCUGCCAAGUCCAAUAGAAAAUCGUUUGUUGUCUCAGGGCAGCUUCUUCCCUUUAACAGCAGAUCGGCUGUGAUACCUUAGCUUGGCUCUUGGAGUUAGCAAGUGCAUGCAGAGAUCUGCAGCGUGAGCGUCGCGCUGCCUGGCGUUGCUUCCUUCGCUGGAAUCUGCGUCAAGAUAAGAUUAAAAAAAACUAAAAAAUAAAAGCAGCGUCAAUGUUCCAGCUGCCCAUUUUGAACUUCAGCCCCCAGCAGGUCGCUGGGGUGUGCGAGACCCUGGAGGAGAGCGGGGACAUUGAGCGUUUGGGUCGUUUUCUCUGGUCUUUGCCGGUGGCCCCAGCAGCCUGCGAGGCCCUCAAUAAAAAUGAGUCCGUUCUGCGAGCCAGGGCGAUCGUGGCUUUUCACACGGGCAACUUCAGAGACCUCUACCACAUAUUGGAGAACCAUAAAUUCACCAAGGAUUCGCACACCAAGCUGCAGGCUCUGUGGUUGGAGGCUCACUAUCAGGAGGCUGAGAAGCUUCGGGGGAGACCCUUGGGGCCGGUAGACAAGUACAGGGUGAGGAAGAAGUUCCCACUGCCCAGAACUAUUUGGGACGGAGAACAGAAAACACACUGCUUUAAAGAAAGAACACGGCACUUGCUUAGGGAAUGGUACCUACAAGAUCCCUACCCAAACCCCAGCAAAAAAAGAGAACUGGCCCAGGCAACUGGACUUACCCCAACACAAGUAGGGAAUUGGUUCAAAAACCGAAGGCAAAGGGACCGAGCGGCAGCAGCCAAAAACAGGCUGCAGCAGCAGGUCUUGUCCCAGGGAUCUGGACGCUCAUUGGGCCCAGAUGAACGAGGGGAACCGUUGGGCUCAGCCUCCAGUCCUGCAGCUAGCCUGUCCAGCAAAGCGGCCACCUCUGCCAUUUCCAUCACAUCCAGCGACAGUGAAUGUGACAUCUGACCUAUGGGGCAUACUUAACGCAGCAAAAA
Messenger RNA from Nanorana parkeri, 1062 nucleotides. It is a transcript of the gene SIX6, whose product is annotated as SIX homeobox 6. Gene Ontology annotation, molecular function: RNA polymerase II cis-regulatory region sequence-specific DNA binding; DNA-binding transcription factor activity, RNA polymerase II-specific. The record is from RefSeq and is a predicted model, not a curated record. Lineage: Eukaryota; Metazoa; Chordata; Amphibia; Anura; Dicroglossidae. The transcript is spliced from 2 exons. Gene Ontology annotation, biological process: regulation of transcription by RNA polymerase II; eye development. Gene Ontology annotation, cellular component: transcription regulator complex; nucleus. The coding region runs from base 299 to 1033 and encodes 244 amino acids.